Lingula anatina is the source of this 1386-nucleotide messenger RNA. Its product is annotated as inversin-like. NCBI's taxonomy places the organism in Eukaryota, Metazoa, Brachiopoda, Lingulata, Lingulida, Lingulidae. The record is from RefSeq and is a predicted model, not a curated record.
AUGGAUCUCAUUCGUGCUGUGUUAAGUGAUGAUACUGGCGAGGUGAAGCGACUGCUGCGUGAUGGGAAUUAUGAUGUAAACGGAAAGUAUUUGUAUGGAUUGACUCCUCUGCACCUGGCAGCGCAGACAAGCAAUGCAGAUAUGGUGAAACUAUUCUUGGACAGCGGGGCUGACGUUAAUGCCGAGGACUGGGGUGGCAGUACUCUUUUACAUUGGGCAGAAGAUGGAGGCCAUGAAGACAUCGUGAAGCUUCACCUGGAGCGUGGAGCUGAUCCUAAUAUCACCAAUGAGGGUGGUAGAACCCCAUUACAUGAGGCAAUGCGUCAGGGCCCUGGAGACAUCGUGAAGCUUCUCCUGGAGCAUGGAGCUGAUCCUAAUAUCACCGAUGAGUGGGGCAGAACACCAUUACAUGAGGCAGUAGGCCAUGGAGACAUCGUGAAGCUUCUCCUGGAGCAUGGAGCUGAUCCUAAUAUCAAGCAUAUGGGUGGCAGAACUCCUUUACAUCAUGCAGCGCAUGGGGGCUGUAAAGACAUCGUGAAGCUUCUCUUGGAGCGUGGAGCUGAUCCUAAUAUCACGGAUAAGGAUGGUGAGACGCCUUUAUAUAAGGCAGUGUAUAAAGGACAUGAAGGCAUCGUGAAGCUUCUCCUGGAGCAUAGAGCUGAUCCUAAUAUCACGGAUAAGGGUGGCAGAACUCCUUUACAUCAUGCGGCGCAUGGGGGCUGUAAAGACAUCGUGAAGCUUCUCUUGGAGCGUGGAGCUGAUCCAAAUAUCACGGAUAAGGAUAAACUAAAACCAUAUGACUUGGCUGUAAAGAGGAACCAUGAAUACAUAAAGAUAAUGCUGCAGAGAUUUUCUUCGCCGUCGAUUCAGACUCAUCUUCUCCAAAAAGUAAUCACUGCAAUAAGUGAACAAGUGUACGUGGGAGAUAUCCGCUUCCUUGCUCGAAAGCAGCUUGGAAUACUGAACGCAAAGCUGGAGAACAUCAGACGUCAGAAUCCAAAUGAUGCACAGGAGGAAGCAUUCCAGAUUCUGUGGGAGUGGAUGAAAACAAAAACAGGGGUGACAGUUCAUAACCUUUUUAAGGCGCUGAAGGACCAACAGUUGAACGAGUGUCUGGACCAAGUCAAGAAUGAAUAUAUUACCCUAACGGAAGAAAUAUUGGCCAAGCCGGAUGAUGAGUUCAAAACAUUUUGUUCUUCUCUUGAGUGCACAGACGGUGUAACAUUAUCUGAUAUGAAGAAGAUAGAUACGAUAUGUUACGUCUCUGAUCACAUGAGAUAUUUGGGUUUGCCACUUCAAAGAUUCAACGCCAAUGCUAAAGGACGUAUGGCCGUAUUUCGUCUUGAAUGGAUGGGCAACUACGAAACCCCGGCUACGUCCGAUUGA